AUGCGGUGCCAUGCGCGCCAUGUUGUUGCCCGCGCCAGAUCUUAUCGCUGCACGUUGCCACCGCCGCGCGACAUCCGUGGCCUCCUCGCAGGAGUCACUCAUACCGAGAUGGGCCUCAGCUUCUCUCAAGCGCUCGAGCUCCUCUCGGACGUCGGCGAAGACGAGCUGGCCGAGUGGGAACAGGAGUGGCGGCACUCUUCGUCCGCCGCCGGUGGUCGACAGGAGUUGAGGUACUGCACGCCCGCCGUCAGCGUUAUUGAUACGCUCUUCUCGGAUAAAUCGGACGGACGAGCGCUGCGUUCGCUUCACUUCAACGACAGGCUGGAUAUUGCACAGAGCUGCGCCACCGUCGACGCCGCCGGCAAGGUGCGUCACGAUUGGCCUCCACCGACCAGCGGACCGACGGCUACCUUUUCCCAAGGGCUCGCCCUCGGUGUGGCCGUGCACGCCUUGGGCCACGACCGCCGCUCGCCCUCCGUGACGACGCCCCGCAUCGCCGUGCUCGGCGGCGGGGCGGGCGUGCUCCCAGCCUUCCUCCACCACGCGCUCCCCGCUGCUCGCAUCGACUCGGUCGAGCUCUGCCCCGACGUAUGUGCGGCUUCGCGGGCGCUCUUUGGCGUUGAUGCGCUGGAAGAUGGAGGCCGCUUCACGCUGCACCAAGCCGACGCGCUGGCUUGGAUCGACGCGGCGGAACCCGCGAGUCUAGACGUGAUUUUGGUCGAUCUGGAGAGUGGCGACGUCGGCGUGGAAGCGAGAGGGCUCAUCGCUCCGCCCGCGAGCGUGCUCGAACGCCCCUUUGCGUUGGCGGCGGAGAGGAGCCUCUCCGCUGGGGGUGUCCUCGCUGUCAACACCCUCGGCUCGCCCGAGCUCAUUGAGGUGCGGGCGGCUGCGGCAGAGCUUCGUGCGAGCGCAUGCUGCGACGCGCCGCUGCCACCCGAGGACUUGCGAGGCGGAGACCGCUCGCAGACCAUACUCUUUACCCGGCGGGAGGCCUUGGGCGGGGCGGGCACGCGGGACUCCCAGUCUCAAGAAGCCUGGAGCGCCGCGGCAGUGCGUCGCGAGCUGGAUCGGCGCGCUACGCCUCCCCUCGUCGAGGACGCGUGCUCGUGGCUGGCUGGCUGGAGAGAGUGCGCAAAGGCGUGAGUGGCGCACGUCUUCUUUUUUGUUUAGCCUUACCCCACUCUUCUCCCC
Emiliania huxleyi CCMP1516 is the source of this 1191-nucleotide messenger RNA. RefSeq lists its product as hypothetical. Bases 1 to 1143 code for a protein of 380 amino acids. Lineage: Eukaryota; Haptophyta; Isochrysidales; Noelaerhabdaceae. The record is from RefSeq and is a predicted model, not a curated record. The transcript is spliced from 3 exons.